This is a messenger RNA of Pipra filicauda (Wire-tailed manakin), 714 nucleotides long. Its product is annotated as T-cell surface glycoprotein CD8 alpha chain-like. The transcript is spliced from 6 exons. Bases 1 to 714 code for a protein of 237 amino acids. NCBI's taxonomy places the organism in Eukaryota, Metazoa, Chordata, Aves, Passeriformes, Pipridae. The record is from RefSeq and is a predicted model, not a curated record.
AUGGACGGGUCUCCUGCCCUGCUCCUCCUGCUCGCUCUGGGACUCUGCUGCCCCGGGACCCAUGGCCAGAUGUAUGAGAUGAAGGUCAAGUUUCGUGACACCAUCACCCAGCUCCGGGUGGGACAGCGGCUGGAACUGGAGUGUCAGACUGACAGGGAUUAUGGAGUGUUCUGGGUCCGUCAGGACAAGAAUGGGACCCUUCACUUCAUUGUCUUCAUCUCUUUCCUGUCCCGAGUCACCUUCAAGGGGAAUCAGAGAACAUCCACACGCUUCGAGGCCAGCAAAGACAACACUAUCUAUCGGUUGGUAGUGAAGUCUUUCACAGAGGAGGAUGAGGGGAACUAUUUCUGCCUCACGAACAUCAACCAAAGGCUGUACAUCAGCCCUGGCCUGCCUGCCUUCUUCCCAGUCAUCACCACACCGGGACCCACCACUCAACGUGGUAUCACUGGAAAGGACUCCGACGUCAGGACCCCGGAUCCAGAGUCCAGCACGGAGAAGGACCUGAAUUCCUUCUGUGAUGGUGUCAUCUGGGUUCCCUUGGCAGGUGCCUGCCUCCUGCUCCUCAUCGCCCUGGCCAUCACCAUCCUGCAGUGCCCAAAAACCAGAAGACGAAGGUGCAGGUGUAAAAGGUUAGCACUAAGGAACAACAGCAGAGAGGCUGCUGCAAACUUGGAUGACUUUCCUGAGAAACAGCACUGCAGACAGGAAUAG